AUGCGCCAGUAUCUGCAGCAUCUACUCCUCGGUGAUCAAAUUAUCCAAGAGGAUAAUUUAGCAAUAUGUCAACACUUGUUCGCUAAAGAUUACGAUGGUACAUCAGCUGAAAUUAUGAAGGGCGGUUUCUUAGCCCUACAUGAUGGUGCGAAAUUUUCAUGUCGCGAACAGCAAUUCGUUGAGCUGGUACCAGAAACAGGUGGAGCAUCACUUCGCAUUCCUCGUCACACAAUUGAUCAAUUUCCAUCACUCACCAUUGUUCGAGUAUUAUGGUUAUCCAAUUCGAAGAUUUUUAAAAGUAGACAUACCUCAGAUGGGAGAUGGACCGUUAUGAGUGAAGUUUAUGGUGUUGCGAUCAAACAUAUUCCUCUCAGGUCAUCAAAAUCAGACAGCAUUCCUGAGGAGAUGACAGGGAUCGGAAAAAAUGCUGAUUUUUAUGGAUUUCUAAUCAGUUAUCAGAUAAAUAAGACAGUAGAUCAGAUUCAACUUGGUGUAUGGGAUGAUGACGAGGGAUGGAAACUAACCAAAGAGACAAAUUGUUUAUUGCGGAGAGUGGGACCAAACAAUAUUCUUUUUACUUGCUCUCGAAUGUUUUUUACCAAGAAUGUAGACGAAGACAUCAAAUAUUUUGCAGCCAUGCAGAAUACGUCUUAUGAAGAAUUGUAA
Messenger RNA from Loa loa (African eye worm), 666 nucleotides. RefSeq lists its product as hypothetical. NCBI's taxonomy places the organism in Eukaryota, Metazoa, Nematoda, Chromadorea, Rhabditida, Onchocercidae. Bases 1 to 666 code for a protein of 221 amino acids. The transcript is spliced from 4 exons. The record is from RefSeq and is a predicted model, not a curated record.